This is a messenger RNA of Silurus meridionalis, 1068 nucleotides long. RefSeq names its product collagen triple helix repeat containing 1b (gene cthrc1b). The transcript has 5 exons. The record is from RefSeq and is a predicted model, not a curated record. The coding region runs from base 48 to 743 and encodes 231 amino acids. NCBI's taxonomy places the organism in Eukaryota, Metazoa, Chordata, Actinopteri, Siluriformes, Siluridae.
CGUUAAGAAGCGCGCACACGUGCCUGAGCUCUCUGCACCCAGGGAACAUGGCGCAUCUGGCACGGCGCGCGCUGCUCUUCUUCUGCUUGGCUUUUCCGUGCCAUGGAGCUGAGAGAGUGAAGAACAGAGGAAUCCGACAGAAAGACCCUGAAUACCCCGAGAAAUAUGGAAGCUGCGUGCAGGGGCCGGCGGGAAUCCCAGGCCGAGAAGGAAACCCGGGAGUGAACGGAAUCCCUGGAACGCCAGGAGUCCCAGGACGAGACGGGGCCAAGGGAGAGAAGGGCGAGUGCAUGAGUGAGAGGUUCGAGGAACCAUGGAUCCCCAAUUACAAGCAAUGCGCCUGGAAUUCCCUCAACUAUGGCAUCGACUUGGGCAAAAUCGCAGAGUGUACGUUCACAAAGCUGCGCUCAGACAGCUCUCUGCGUGUCCUCUUCAGCGGCUCGCUCCGGCUCAAGUGUAAAACGGCCUGCUGCCAGCGCUGGUACUUUACCUUUAAUGGAGCCGAAUGUUCCGGCCCUCUGCCCAUCGAGUCCAUCGUUUACCUAGACCAGGGCAGCCCCGAGUUCAACUCCACCAUCAACAUCCACCGCACCACGUCAGUGGAAGGUCUGUGCGAAGGCAUCCGAGCCGGUCUCGUAGAUGUGGCCAUCUGGGUGGGCACGUGUGGGGACUACCCACACGGUGACGCCUCCACCGGCUGGAACUCCGUCUCCAGGGUGAUCAUCGAUGAGCUGCCAAAAUGACCUUCGACUUCGGGACGACGGCGACCGAGGGUCUACACCGAUCAGGCGUAACAUUAUGACCACCUGCCGGAUAUUGUGUUGGUCCCCCAUUUGCUGCCAAAACAGUCCAUCAACAGCUUGAACUUCUUCAGCAGUCUGAGCUACAGGAUCUCGUCUGUUGGACACUCGGACCAGCCUUCGCUCCUCACGUGCAUCAAUUCACCACUGUUCCUUACAUUGGAGCACUUUUGAUAGAUACUGACCACUGCAGAUCAGAAACAUCCCACAAGAGCUGCAGUUUUGGAGAUGCUCUGCCCCAGUCGUCUAGAUGUCACAAUUUGUCAAA